Molecule: messenger RNA, 1362 nt
Organism: Phragmites australis (common reed)
Lineage: Eukaryota; Viridiplantae; Streptophyta; Magnoliopsida; Poales; Poaceae
Product: autophagy protein 5-like
Exons: 8
Coding region: 144-1220 (358 amino acids)
Biological process (GO): nucleophagy; cellular response to nitrogen starvation; C-terminal protein lipidation
Cellular component (GO): Atg12-Atg5-Atg16 complex; phagophore assembly site membrane; cytoplasm
Source: RefSeq, a predicted model, not a curated record
ACUCGUCAGCUCCUUUCUCUCUCUUGGCUUCUUCGCCUUCUCAACGAAGCAAGGCAAGCAAAGCGAAGCAGAUCAGGCCCAGCCCUAGGGGUCCGUCGUCUCCGGUGAACGACCCGCGAGAUCUGUACCCGCCGGCGGCGGCAAUGGCUGCGCCGUACGACGAAGCGGCGUGGUCGGAGGAGGCGGCCCGGCGGGCCUGGGGCGGCGCCGUGCCGCUCCAGGUCCACCUCCACGAUGCUGACGUCACCACACUCCCCCCACCUCCGCCCUUCCUGACAUUAGGGCGAAGAAUUGGGUACUUGCCCCUGUUGGUACCUGUUAUAAAGGCUCAUUUCAGCAAUGCUCUCCCACCUGGUGUUGACACUGUUUGGUUUGAAUAUAAAGGGCUGCCAUUGAAAUGGUAUGUACCAAUUGGAGUUCUUUUUGACCUUCUAUGCGCAGAUCCAGAAAGACCAUGGAAUCUAAUAGUUCAUUUUAGGGGAUAUCCCUCAGAAAUUUUAUCACCAUGUGAGGGUGAAGACAGUGUGAAGUGGAGCUACAUGAAUUCCCUGAAAGAGGCCACCUUCAUCAUUACUGGAAACAGCAAGAGUGUGAUGAAUAUGUCCCAGGCUGAUCAAGUUGCUCUAUGGGAAUCUGUAAUGAAAGGUAACUUAGAUGGGUAUAAGAAUAUCUCCACCAGGCUUAAGCUUGGACCAUUUGAAGAGGAUGGCUUUGUACGAACGCCCUCCAUAGAGCAUCAGCGUCAACAAAGUUCUGAUGAGCCUGAAUCUCCUGGAUCUGGCAGGCCAUGCAGAGUCCCUGUUCGACUAUAUGUGCGUGUUCAAGAAGACCUUGAGGAUAUAGAAGAUGCAGUACCUCUUAGUGACUGGGAAAGCGUAUCCUACAUAAAUCGGCCAUUCGAGAUUCGGAAGAUUGAAGGUAGAAGCUACAUUACCCUGGAGCAUGCAUUGCAAACAUUGCUCCCUGAGUUCUUCAGCUCGAAGCCCGCAGGUAGAGCUGACGACUCUCAACAUGUGGAGGCACUGGAUUCAGUUCUUGAUGAUUCAGAUAUCACCAAGAAAGCUAAAGUGAAGCUAGUAAGGGUGCAGGGAAUUGAGCUCGACAUGGACAUCCCGUUCCUUUGGGUUGCCAAUAGCUUGAAGAACCCUGAAUACUACCUCCAUAUCUGUGUAUAUGUUGGUACAAGGAAACAAUACUCAAGAGUAGAUGGAAAAUGUUAGAUACCUGUAGGAGCGCGAUCCAGAAAUAGCUGGUUUUGUUCUUUGGUUAGCCAGUAGACACUAUUUGUACAGAUGCUAAAAUCGUAACCUUUUUUUGGUGUUGAUGCACGAUGCAGGAAUGGAAUUGGUUGAUGGACGUUUA